UGUACACGAAACGACAACGCAAGAAGUGCAGAGUUAUCAUCAAUCUCGUAAAACGAAAUUGUUGUGCUGAUUCAGACCAGGUUUCGAUGACAUUAUACUCCUUGCAAAUUGAUCCACCCUUCUUCACACUCCAGGAAUUCAAGCAGCGAAAGUAAUCGCCACAAAGGGUGAAACAAAAUUUUUGGUUCAGGUGCUCUGACCAACAUGUUUGCUCGCAGUGACUCCCAGGAAUCGUUGCCUUUACCAAUAUUUUGCAGGAUGGAUUGCACGAGUGCAGCUGCCAAAAGGUACAAGUACCUGAGGAGGAUACUUCGCUUCGAACAAAUGGAUUUUGAGUUCGCCUUUUGGCAAAUGAUUUACCUCUUUGUUUCGCCGCAAAAGGUGUACAGAAAUUUCCACUAUAGAAAACAAACCAAAGCUCAGUUUGCCAGGGACGACCCUGCCUUCCUAGUUCUCCUCGCCCUUUGGCUUUUAAUUUCCUCCAUUGGUUUUGCUGUGGUGUUAAGAUUAGGCGUCCUUGGAUUCCUCAAAUUCUUCCUGUAUGUCGUGCUGGUCGACUGCAUCGGAGUGGGCCUCGUGGUCGCCACCGCCCUCUGGUACGUAACAAACCGGUGGUUGCUGAAGCCUGCGUGCAGAGACCAAGACGUUGAGUGGGGCUACGCCUUUGACGUCCACCUGAACGCCUUCUUCCCCGUCCUGUUCAUUCUGCACGUCGUCCUGCUCCUCUUUUACCACGUUUUCAUAGCCCAGCCUUGGUUCGUGUCCCUAUUCUUCGGCAACACCCUCUACUUGCUGGCGGUGGGAUACUACAUCUACAUCACUUUCCUCGGCUACAACUGUCUGCCAAUUCUGCAGGGCACGAAAGCGCUGCUGUACCCGUUGACUGGCUUGAUAUUCUUCUACGUGUGUUCUCUGGCACUGACCAUGAAUGUCAGCACCGCAGUGAUGAACUUUUACCACUACCGGGUGCUCUAAUUGCCACUACACAUGAAGUGACUGUGAAAAUAGCAAUACGGCAGAGAAGACUGGCGUGCAGCAGUGCAGUGAUUUAGUGACAACGGAAAUUGCACUUUCAUUCAAUUCAUAUGUUAUACUGUGUUAACUUGUGCUUACAAUUUGAAAGAGACGCGCUUUAAUUAAAAUUUUGAGUAUUAACUGAGAUAA
This is a messenger RNA of Cloeon dipterum, 1164 nucleotides long. It is a transcript of the gene Unc50, whose product is annotated as Unc50 RNA binding protein. Gene Ontology annotation, cellular component: Golgi membrane. The transcript is spliced from 8 exons. The coding region runs from base 205 to 975 and encodes 256 amino acids. The record is from RefSeq and is a predicted model, not a curated record. Lineage: Eukaryota; Metazoa; Arthropoda; Insecta; Ephemeroptera; Baetidae.